AAAAGAAGGGUCAUCCAAUUCCACGUGAAAGCGUAGAAUAGAAACGUGUGUGACUUAACACUGACAACUAAUAAGGAAUUUCAUGAACGUUGAAAAACAAGUGUCAUCAGAGUAAAAAAUACCCAAAAACAAAAAGCAAAAAACCCUUUGGUUUCAUCGUCAAAAUUGUUUGCUGUUUUUAACAGCAACAAACACAGAACAAUUAUGUAUGUUGUUCACCAAAAUUGAAAUGGAAAAAAAGAGGCAAAUCAAGGAGAAGGAAUGGAGAAGCUGCAUUGAUUACUGGUUUUGGUUGAUUGGUUAUGUGUGUACAAUUUGGUGGCUUGUUUCUUUUCUUUAUCAGUGUUUGCCUGUUAAAUUGAUUGGUUUUGAAGCAAUAGAGUCACCUGGGUUGAGGCUUAAGCGUGAAGGGGUGAUAGGAGUUCACCCUAUUGUUCUUGUGCCUGGCAUUGUUACUUCUGGACUUGAACUUUGGGAAGGGAGGCCUUGUGCUGAUGGACUUUUUAGAAAGAGAUUGUGGGGUUCCACUUUUCCUCAAAUUCUCAAAAGGCCUUUGUGCUGGUUAGAGCAUCUCUCUCUGCAUAAUGAGACUGGUCUGGACCCGCCGGGAAUUCGAGUCAGGGCAGUAUCUGGGCUUGUUGCGGCUGACGAUUUUGCUUCCGGCUAUCACGUUUGGGCAGUCUUAAUAGAAAAUUUGGCAAGAAUUGGUUAUGAAGGGAAGAACUUGCACAUGGUUGCCUAUGACUGGAGACUCUCUUUCCAAAACACCGAGAUUCGAGACCAAGCUCUUAGUAGAUUGAAAAGUAAAAUUGAGCUUAUGUUUAUAACGAAUGGAUAUAAGAAAGUGGUAGUUGUGCCUCAAUCUAUGGGGUCUAUUUAUUUCCUCCAUUUCCUAAAUUGGGUUGAGAAACCUCCUCCUAUGGGAGGUGGCGGUGGUCCAGGUUGGUGCGAAAAACAUAUCAAAGCAAUCAUGAAUAUUAGCCCGGCAUUUCUCGGUGUUCCAAAAGCAGUUAGCAAUAUAUUUUCCGCUGAAGGCAGUGAUGCUGCAUUUGUCAGAGCGGUGACUUCUGGUGUUUUAAAUUUUGAUUACCUUGGUCUUCAAACGGUGGAACAUGUCUUGCGGGUUUGUAGAACUUGGGAUUCAAUCAUCUCAUUGAUGCCAAAAGGCGGUGAAACCAUAUGGGGUGGCAUGGAUUGGCGUCCUAAAAAAUCGAAUAAACUUGCGAAGCACUUUGUAAGUAACAAUACUUAUAGCUGCGGUGAUAUGCAGAAAGGUCUCCACAUAAAAGAACCUAUCAAGCAUGGGGGAGUUAACUCUUUCGGAAAGGCUGUCUCCCAGUUACUUGCUUCACUUCUCACUACACUUGAUUCAGAAUCAGAGGAAAUUUCUUCUAAUUGCAAUUCUACUAAUAUUAACUUAUCAUGUGGGAAUGUUCGGACUGAAUGUAAUGAGAUGCACAGAGAAAGCACACCGAAAGUUGCUAAAAGAAAGGGUAAUACAGGAAGAACUGAUCUUGAUUCACUUAAUUUUGUGGAUCCAAAAAUGAUGAAGCGUGCCGAGGCUCAUUUCUCUCACGGGAUAGCAGAUAACUUAGAAGAUCCUAAAUACACUCAUUACAAAUAUUGGUCUAAUCCACUUGAAACCAAACUACCGGACGCUCCAAAUAUGGAAAUAUAUUGUCUAUAUGGUGUUGAAAUUCCUACUGAAAGAUCACUUGUACACAAGUUGUCCGCUUCUGACAAGUACAAGCAUAUUCCUUUCAAGAUCAGUAGUUCAGCUGAUGAAGAAAAGCGAAGUGUAUUACAAAAUGCUGUUUAUUUUGUGGAAGGUGACGAGCGUGCGAGUGUUGUAAGUUCAGGGUUCAUGUGUGCAAAAGGAUGGCGUGGAAAAACACGGUUCAAUCCAUCCGGCAUGGCCACAUAUAUAAGAGAGUAUCAGCACAAACAACCAAGUAGUGUUCUUGAAGGGAGAGGUCUAGAGAGCAGAGCGCGCGUCAACGUUAUGGGAAACGUCGCAGUGAUUGAAGAUAUUUUACGAGUUGCUGCUGGAGUUACUGGUGCAAAUAUUGGAGGAGAUAAGAUAUAUUCUGAUAUCACGAGGAUAUCUGAGAGGAUAAAUCUCAAAUUGUGAUUACGUUCAACAAUAGAAGAUAUUUUCUAGUAUAGACUAUAGAAGAAUUAAAUCUACAAGGUUAACGCAGUAUUAGAAUAUAAGCCACAAAAAUAGGUAUAUUAGUGAAUUUUGGUUUGUUAUAUAACCAUUUUCCAUCAAGAGGAAGAAGCUGUUAGAUUUCUACGUUGAUGAUGUUCUUUUUGGUAGAAUGGAAGCAUCUAAUCUAAAGUGAAUAAUUUACUCUAGAAAAUUAAAUAAGUAAUACUAAUUAUAGUUGACGGUCAAAUUAAUGAUGAAUAUUGUUCUCACUCUUUUCUCUUA
Messenger RNA from Cicer arietinum (chickpea), 2434 nucleotides. Its product is annotated as putative phospholipid:diacylglycerol acyltransferase 2. NCBI's taxonomy places the organism in Eukaryota, Viridiplantae, Streptophyta, Magnoliopsida, Fabales, Fabaceae. Gene Ontology annotation, biological process: lipid metabolic process. The record is from RefSeq and is a predicted model, not a curated record.